Molecule: messenger RNA, 3507 nt
Organism: Rotaria socialis
Lineage: Eukaryota; Metazoa; Rotifera; Eurotatoria; Philodinida; Philodinidae
Source: the annotation of a GenBank genome assembly
AUGAAUACCAUUCAAAAGAAAUCAGCAUCAUCGAUCACUGAUACUAAAAAAACAUCAUUACCAAUAACGAAUAAUAUAGCUGUUGCAUCUUCGAGUAAUUUAUCAAAGUCAGUCCAAGACGAUGUUCAAAAACCAUCGAUAUAUGAAGAAUAUUCGGUUUUACAAUUUAAUGAUACUAAUACAGAUAAUAUUCGUCAUAUUGAAUUAAAAGAAGCAUUAGGGUUAGAUUUCAAUUCUUUUCUACCUGGUAACAAUCAAACUCAAAUACAUUUUAUCAGUAAUGUUCAACCAUAUUCAAUACCUUACAAAGCUGGUUUACGUGAUGGUGAUCGCAUUUUAACAGUUAACGGUUUAGAUAUAACAAAUAAUACACAUGAAGAUGUCCGAAAUAUGAUUUUGAAUAAGUCCGCAGUAAAAUUAACAGUUAUGUAUGAUCCAAAAUAUUUAAGUUUAAUUCAAUGCACUAAGAGCGAUCUAAAUAAAACAACUUCUUCGCCACGAUCAAAUUAUGAAUCUAAAGAGAGAAAACUAUCAAAGGAUUUGAAUACUAUUUUAUUUCUUGAUAGUCAAGGUCCCGUUAAUAUAAAACAUUGUAUUAUUAAAAAAGAAAGCGCUUAUAAAAUGAUAGGUUUUUUAUUGCGUUAUACAGCUAAUCUUCAUAUGACCGAUGGUGUUAAAAUUAAUUUUCCAGCUUAUAAUAGUGGCCUACGUAGUGGUGAUGUUAUUCUAUUCAUUAAUAAAAAGAAUAUUGAACAAAUGACACAUAAUGAUGUUAAAGUGAUUAUUCAAACACUAACAAAUUCAAAUCAAACUAUUGAUUUAAUAGUAAUUAAUAAGAAUGAUAUGCAACGCUACAGAAAUUAUAAAGAAAAUAAUGUUAUCGAUUGGAAUAGUAUUCUAUCAAACAAUAAUGAAGAUGAUAAAAAUGAAGAACAAACUGAACCAUUAUAUUCUUGUCUUGAUCAUCGUCCUUCAAACAUUCGACCUGAAAUAUCAACGAAUGCUUUUCCAAUAGGGAGUCGUAUUUGCGUACUGGAAAUAUCGAAUACUCGUAAAGCUGGUUUUGCAAUCAGUAAUACGAAUUCACCACCAUAUAUUGUUUGUAAAAUUGAAAAUAAAUCGCCAGCAGAAAAAGCUGGUUUAAAACUUAAUGAUAUACUUUUAUCCGUUAAUGGAAAAUCAUUGACUGAAACAAGUUACAAAGAUACUGUUCAAUUAAUAAAAGAAGCACUUCAACAAAAAACUAUUCAAAUGGUUGUUAAUCAACAAUCAUCAUCAGAAGAAAAUCAAACAAAAGAAAAAAGUAAAUCAUUGACAAGUCAACACAGUGACCAUAGUGAUGUUCUAAUCGUUGAUUCAAAAGAAAUAAAUUCCAACACUAUCAACACUGUACAACAAUAUCAAAGGCAACGAACUAAAGAAUUAUCUUACACAUUACGACUUUGUCAUUUACAUGCAACAAAUACUACUGAUGGGAAACCAACAAUAACAUUCGGUUUUGAAAUAACCGAAGAUCCUGAUUAUGAAUAUCCAGUUAUAUCACAUGUUGAAAUAAAAUCACCGGGUGAACGUGCUGGUUUACAAGUACGAGACGUACUAUUAAAAGUCAAUGAUCGUAAAACAAAAGGUUUAAAAUUUGAGAAAGUUAAAAAAGCAAUUGAAAAAGGUAAACAAGAUGGUCGAUUAGAAAUUCUUGUUGUUGACAAAGAAGUAUUUGAUUAUUGCAAAAGAACAAACAAAAAAUUCAAACAACCUGAUAUUAAAAUAAAACAUAUUUUUCCAAAGAGUCGAUUAUCCACAAGUUUAUUAAAAUUACCUUCAAUAACUGCAACAUCAUCACUUACCCCAGACGAUCGUACAGAACAAAUAACACAUGCUGCUUCUACAUUUAAUGUACAUCGUCUUUCUAUACCAAAACCAGCAGAAUCCGAAGAUAAACAAGUCGAUAAAGUAUCAUCUAAUUUUCAAUCCAAAGUUGACUCUGAUAUUCCAUUACCAAACAAUCCAUAUGAUACUACCGAUACUUCUAUUUUUCAUGAAACACCAUGUAUAUCUCUUGAUUCUGUACUGAAUUCAGUUCAACAAAUGAAUACAUCAUCAGUAGACCAGAAUUUAGCAAGUAAAAAACAAAGAGAAGCAAGCCAAUCAUCAACUGAUCAAUCAAUAAAAGAGUUCAUAUCAAAUACAAUCAAUAAUAUUUUUCAAAACAUUGGAACUCAGAAAUCAGUUCAACCGGAUUAUGAUAUUCCUAUAGAACAUCCCAAGAAUUCAAAAACAUUAACAUCAUCACUACCGACAACUCGCCAUGAUAAAAAUCUUUCUGAACAAGUUCGACAUAUUUCACAAUCAUGCAAUACAAUUUGCUCAAAUCAAUCUAAUGGAUUGUAUGAUUAUAUUAGGGAUCCACGUCGAUGUGUACUCAAAAUAGAACGCAAUAAAGGGCUUGGUUUUAUUCUUAGUGCCACAAAUGAUUAUGAUCAUACGAUUACUGCUGUUGAAAAAAAUUCUGCAGCUGAUACUGCUGGCUUACAAAUAAAUGAUGAAAUCAUCGAAAUUGAUGGUCGAUUUGUAAGAAAUAUAAAAUAUGAACAGGUGGUUGAUAUACUCAUUUCUGCCAUGCACACUCGUGAAACAGUUGAAUUAUCUGUUGUUAAUAGUCGUUCGAGUGAUAUUUAUCUACCAUCAAUUGAUACACAUAAGACAACAAGCGUUAAUAAUUUAUCAAAUAACAGUAACAAUAAAAACAGUAAUAAUAAUAAUAAUAAUAACAAUAUUUUAAUGGGCACAACAUGUACAACAACUGUUUUGGAUAAAAAUCAUAUAAUUAGUCGAUUGGAUAGUCUCAGUCAACAAAUAAUGAACAGAAUUUAUACUAAUUUGCCAGAUCAAUCGAACAUCUUUCAUAAUACUAUCAAUCAAAGUCUCUUUGGAAGUUUACCGUCAAUAAGCACAGGAAUUGCUUCUUCACCUAAAGCACCUUUGUCGGAGAAAACUAAUUCAAUGGCAUCGUUAAAAAACUCAUGUAGCAAUAUAUUGGAUAGCUAUAAAAAAGAUGUACCCACUGCAAGACUUUGUCGUAUUCAAGAAUUUCAAUCAUCAUCGUUCUACGGUUUCUUUCUUUGUGGAGAUCCGAAAAAGCUUGGUCGAAUAUUCAUUGCUGAUAUAAGAAAAAAUUCAUCAGCAGCUCUUUGUGGAUUACGUGAUGGUGAUCAAAUUAUUGAAGUCAACGGUACAAAUAUUCAAGCAUUGACUUAUGAAACAAUCUUAAACAUGAUAAAAAUACACAUGGAGCAUCGUGAUCUUGAAUUACUUGUACUUGACAAAAAGUCUUUUCGUUGGUACCAGGAACGAAACUAUCCAAUGACCUUACAAACAUUACCAACCAUUGUUCAUAUUGAACCUAUUAUUAAUGAUAUAAAUUCUGAAAAAAAGUCUUCACAAGUAUUUGAUAGAAAUACUGACAAUACCGAUUCAAUUGAUCAACAAGUAUCGACCACCAAUCUUUAA